Pseudo-nitzschia multistriata is the source of this 3025-nucleotide messenger RNA. NCBI's taxonomy places the organism in Eukaryota, Bacillariophyta, Bacillariophyceae, Bacillariales, Bacillariaceae. The record is from the annotation of a GenBank genome assembly.
GACUGAAAGGGAAGGAAGAAAACUGCAUGUCCUCAGCUGCAUCUUCUGAAGAAAGACAGAAACAUUGCUGCGCACAACCAGAAACACGAGAGCACACAUCAACACUCUCCUGUGGUCAUCACGAGUAUCUUAUCGCUUCCAAUUCAGUAGAGAGAACGGUUGAUAAAUUCAGAACUGAAACACGACGGAAAGCACUACCCCAGUCCGACGCAACCGGAGCAACCCCAAACCCAGCUUGCUUCAGCUAAGAAUCGUUGCAGCAAUCCCACCCAAUUUUGUUUCAGACGAUGAACCGCCGUACAAUACCUGACGGAUCUUCUCGGGCAUUAUGGCUUCUUCUAUUCCUGGGUAUAUACCGUGUACACAAAACAAAUGCGUUUACCGCAAAUACACGAAAUCAAUGCCAAACGCUCCACGAGGGCAGAUCUUCCCGUGGACCCUUGCAGCGACUCUUUGUCGCCACGACGAAAGCAAGCGACAGUGCAGGUGCCUCGGGCGUACAGCGACAGAAACAGCAAAAUUCCCAGUCGCCACAGCAACUGUCACCCACAAACCAUGACGACGAUCUUUUUUACGACGAGAACGCGAACAUGUCGCCUCGGCUGCUGAAGGCAAAAAUCCUCCUCGAUCAGCUGACGGCCAUGGAAGACCAAGAGCCCAGCCUCGCCGAUGCAGCGGCAAAGAACAACGGGAGUGACAGCCAGGACGACGAGAGCACGGUCGUUGUUCCCGACACGGUCUGGUCCAACGGAUUGCUGGACGGGUCGGACUUUGUCACGCGGUACGCCUUUCGACAGGGCGUCAAGAUUGCCGAGCCCCUGGUGAAAUACGAUCCCGUAGCGGCAGAGAAGAAUCUCUUCCAGCAACCCAAUCGAUGGUUCGUCCGAAACGUACAGAUUGCCGGUCCCCUGGGGUUGUGGGCCGUUGGUGUGGUCCAGGAUUAUUUGAUCUCGCAGUCGUCUUCUUCGUCCGGAACCAGUGCCGCUGCCAAGAAACAAGCGGAUGCCUCUCGGCGCCGCAAGAGGGCCAUACAGCUCCGCAAGGCCAUUUCCAACCUGGGACCGGCAAUCAUUAAGGCCGGCAAGGCGCUGGCAUCCCGACCGGAUCUAUUGCCAUCGGAGUACCUCGAGGAACUCCAGAAGCUGCAGGACGACGUCCCCCGCUUUAGCAACGAGCUGGCAUUUCGAACCGUCGAAGAGGAGCUGGGAGUGGAAAAUUUUAGCGAUGUCUUUGACUUGGAGGAAGACGAACCAAUCGCGGCGGCCUCGAUCGGACAGGUAUACAAGGGGCGCCUGAAGGCAAACGGAGAUCUGGUGGCCAUCAAGAUCCAGAGGCCCAACUGCGAAGAGAUCAUCGCUCUCGAUUUGUACAUUUUGCGGUGGUGGUCUGGCAUCUACAACAAGAUUUUUCAGCUUUUGAACCGGGACAUCAACGUCCAGUCCAUCAUUGACGAUUUUGGAGAGCUUAUUUACCGAGAAAUUGACUACGUUGCAGAAGCUGCCAACGCCCAGCGUUUCAAUGAACUCUACGCGAGUGUCGCCGAGCAGGUCUUUGUUCCCAAGGUGUACUCGGAUCUGACGACCCGCAAGGUCCUUGUAAUGGAAUGGGUAGACGGCUGUCGGUUGACCGAUUCGGACCGCAUGCAACAGUUCGGCCUCGACAAGUCCAAGCUGGUGGAUACACUGGUUCAGUCGUCGAUCAGGCAGAUUCUGGAAAACGGUACGUAGUUGAUGUCGCUAAGUCAGUCGUAUCGUUUUGUAAACAAUCAAGUUGAAGAUAUGUCAUCGAAAACGAUAGUUUGAAAUAGUGGAAACAAGAAAGAUGUUUUUGCCAUUUAACUCAUCGGUUUGGUUUUGCUUUGAUCUUUUUGGUUGUCGAUAGGUUUUUUCCAUGCCGACCCUCACGCCGGAAAUCUAUUGGCCUGUCCCGAUGGGAGGCUUUGCUACCUGGAUUUCGGAAUGAUGUCCUAUGUGGACCGGGCCCAACGGAAUGGAUUUUUGCUUGCUGUCGUGCACAUCGUAAACCGGGAUUGGCCGGAACUGGUGCGAGUCUACAGAAGUUUGGGUUUUAUUCCCAACGACACCGAUGCAAAACCAAUCGAGGUGGCCCUCGAGCGGGCCCUCCCCGAUGUAUUGAACGCCGAUAUCUCCGAGCUCAAUUUCAAGAAUGUGGUCAACAAACUAGGAGAUAUUUUUUACACAUUUCCUUUCUCGUUGCCCCCAUUCUACAUAUCGAUCAUUCGUUGCAUGGGCGUUCUCGAAGGACUGGCCAUUCAGGUCGAUCCGACCUCCAGAAUUAUCAGCGAGGCCUACCCGUACGUAGCAAGUCGGGUCUUGACAGACCCGCAGCAAGAUCUGCAAGAGGCACUGAAGCGGUUGGCCCUAACCAGCGAUGGUCGGGUGCGAUGGAAUCGACUGGAGGGACUCUUGGACGAAGCAAAGGGAUCUUCAGGAUACGACGUUACUUCUGCCCUCAAUCUGCUGACAGAUUAUCUCAUAUCUGAGGAAGGGGACGCGGUUCUCGAUGAUCUGGCGGACGGAAUUGUCCAUGAGGCCGACAAUCUUGGAACGGAAGGCAUUUCCUAUAUUUUAGCGGCUGGACGUGCGCUCGCAAUUAGAGACGAAAUUUCCGCUGUCAACGCGUUCCGUUCGCUCCAAUCCGUGAUCACCCGCGAAAAGAACCUCAACGAGGAGGUCAAGGGCGUUCUUCCGGAACCCACGGAAUCGAUGACGAGAUUCGGAAAAAUCCUGUCGCUCCUAGACAUUGGUGCCGAGACGGACUAUUCGAAACUGGUCCCGAUCGUCCGCAAGCUCGCCCUGGAACCUAAGGUCCAAAAGACCGCAAACGAUGUUACGGCACGACUGGGAGAGCGGGCGCUCAGCAGGACGCUGCGGUCUCUUUUUGGGUUGCCGCCACCUGUAUUUGACGGGAAGGGUACCUCGGCAUCGACUGUCUUCGAGGAAAGUAUGAGUUAAUUUAUUUAUUAAUCUCUCUUAAAUUUUUUGGUUAGAUUUACGAUAUUAAU